Molecule: messenger RNA, 405 nt
Organism: Drosophila erecta
Lineage: Eukaryota; Metazoa; Arthropoda; Insecta; Diptera; Drosophilidae
Exons: 1
Coding region: 1-405 (134 amino acids)
Source: RefSeq, a predicted model, not a curated record
AUGUUUCAAUUGCUACUAACUGUGGCGAUCCUGCCAGCUAUUAGCUUGGCCGCUAGUCCUGCAGAUGGUCUGCACAAGUACCGAGCCUCUCCAAAACUCACGGGUCCUGUAAAGCUCCUGCACGAUCCCGAGGACACCAUUCUGAACACCUUGGAUGGCGCUCUGGAGAAGAUAUCCACUAUCUACAUGCAGGCCUUGUUCGCUGGUACCCACACCCCGGAACUAGAAGCUCCACUCAGAGCACUCGAAAUGGAGUUGUUUGAUCUACUGGACGAGCUCUAUAACCAGAAUCGUCUCAAGGACUAUAUAAAGUACGAGGCGGAAGUGACGCGACAAAUGAUAAUCUACAACAUGCUCAAGAGAUUGUUUGGCUACACACAGGAAGUUGAGGCGGGAUCUAUCUGA